Molecule: messenger RNA, 3372 nt
Organism: Cladophialophora carrionii CBS 160.54
Lineage: Eukaryota; Fungi; Ascomycota; Eurotiomycetes; Chaetothyriales; Herpotrichiellaceae
Exons: 1
Coding region: 1-3372 (1123 amino acids)
Molecular function (GO): ATP binding; ATP-dependent chromatin remodeler activity
Source: RefSeq, a predicted model, not a curated record
AUGGUGUUCACCGAUAGCGACGAUGAUGAUCUAGAUGCCCCCCGCGUAAGACAAAAACAUGCUCGAGCCGAUUCAUCUCUUGGAAAGGUGGACAAGCCACAUGUCGAUGUUCCCACGAUCUCAAAGCUCAAUCCUGAGACUCCGCGCCGAUAUGACAGCCCUGACAUCACACUCGAUGCGGAUGGUCACAGUUCAGGGAAGCAACCUCAGUCUAGCCCCCAUACAAUCACGCAGACCCACUACGACUCAGCCGAUGAAGAGCUUAAUCGGCUCGAGCGAGAAUGGGAGGAAGAUCAUGAACGGUCAGCAGAAGACACGAAGCAAAAACCCAGGGCCAGGGCGAAAAGAGGCGCGACACCACAGAUACUCCAAACAAUUGACGAGGAGUUGGCACCACGUUCCAAAGCCAGAAGGACACAAUUGACCACGGGUGUCGGAAGGCAGGGACCUGCCAGAAAGCGUCGAAAGGUGUUAGUUCACGGAGACACCGACGAUGACCAAGAUCUGAUGGAAUGGACCGUGCCUGAGUACAUGAGGGAUCGAAGAGCCAAUUUUGACGCGCGCCUAAAACAGCUCAAAGAAGGUGGACUGGAACUGCCUCCUAAUUACGACGAGGUCUACUUCUCUGACGAGGAGCACUUGGAAGAUUUGCUCGAACGACCAGACUUUCCGCUAUCGACCGCCACCAGAGGCUACAAGGAUAUUGAGCUCCCUCACUCUUUGGGCCUCAUUCCAGCACCAAUUGCACAGUUCUUGCGCGACUAUCAGGUUGACGGCGUGAAGUUCUUGCAUGAGCUCUUCGUCUAUCAACGAGGUGGCAUUCUCGGUGACGAUAUGGGGCUGGGUAAGACCGUCCAGGUCAUUGCAUUCUUGACUGUGGCUUAUGGCAAGACUGGCGACGAACGUGACAAAAAGAGGAUGCGGAAAAUGGCCCGGUUAAGACAGCGGUACCCCAAAACCCUCAUCAUCUGCCCAGGAACGCUCAUGGAAAACUGGAAAGAUGAGUUCCAGCGUUGGGGCUGGUGGUAUGUUGAGACUUAUCACGGCAGUCCAACACAGAGGCAUGAUGCCCUCCUGCAAGCUGAAGCGGGGAUGCUCGAAGUUAUGAUUACCACCUAUCACACCUAUCGAGCUCACAAGGAGGAGAUCAACCUGAUCAAAUGGGAUUGUGUUGUUGCCGACGAAUGUCACAUCAUUAAAGAACCGAAAUCCGCAACCACCAUAGCCAUGAACGAUAUCAACGCACUCUGCCGCAUCGGCCUGACCGGCACCGCGAUACAGAACAAAUACGAGGAGCUGUGGACCCUCCUCAACUGGACGAAUCCUGGUAGGCUAGGACCGAUUGCGACGUGGAAGAAAUCCAUUUGCGAACCGCUCAAAUUGGGUCAGAGUCACGAUGCUACGCAGUAUGAACUGGCCAUCGCCCGAAAGACAGCGAAAGCGCUUGUGCAGAACUUGCUACCCAAGUUCUUUCUUCGACGAACGAAAGCUCUCAUCAAACAUCAGCUACCCAAAAAAUCAGACCGCGUCGUCUUCUGUCCCCUCACUCCCACUCAGGCAGAAGCCUACCAGAAUUUCCUCGAUAGUGACAUCGGCCAGCUGGUCAAGAAUGCCACUGAGUUCUGUGACUGCAACCGAGUGCCAAAGAAAAAGGCGGGCUGGUGCUGCCACAUGACACUAGAGGAUGGGACUCCUUGGCAAAGUUGGGUCUUUCCUGCAAUCAACGCUUUGCGAAACUUGUCAAAUCAUCUGGCCAUCCUUAUUCCUCAGGGUACUGACCCUAAAGACAAGCAAGCAAAGGAUCUUGACAUGCUUGAGAUUUGCAUGCCUGACAAGUGGCGGGAAAUCUACCGGACUCGUGACAGCAUCAUGCACACAGGCAACCCAGAGUACUGCGGAAAGUGGCGGGUCCUAAAGAAACUCCUCAACUUUUGGCAUGACCAAGGCGACAACAAAGUCCUCAUCUUCUCUCACAGCGUUCGCUUACUCAGGAUGUUACAAAACCUGUUCAUCAGCACCCAGUUCAACGUCACAUACUUGGAUGGGAGCAUGGCGUACGACGAGCGUUACAAGGCUGUCAGAGACUUCAACACCGAUCCCUCUCAAUUUGUGUUCCUCAUCAGCACCCGGGCCGGAGGUGUUGGACUGAAUAUCACCUCCGCCAACAAAGUGGUUAUCGUCGAUCCGAACUGGAACCCAAGCUAUGACUUACAAGCUCAAGAUAGGGCAUAUCGAAUCGGACAGACCAGAGACGUAGAGGUAUUCCGCCUGAUCAGCCAAGGUACGUUGGAGGAAAUAGUCUACGCUCGGCAAAUCUACAAGCAACAACAAGCCAAUAUCGGAUACAACGCGACAAGCGAACGGCGAUAUUUCCAAGGCGUCCAGGGCCGCCAGGACCAGAAAGGUGAAAUCUUUGGCCUGCAGAAUCUGUUCGCAUACCAAGGCGAGAAUCAAGUACUACGAGAUAUCGUGAACAAGACAAAUAUUGCCGAGUCCAAAGCCGACGUUCGAGUCGCAAACCUGGAGCUCGAGGAGGAUUCUGACGACAACGGCUAUGAAGCGGGUGGAAAUAACGAGGAUGACAACCCACGUCGAAUCAGGGCAGAGUCCGACACGGAGGAUGCAGCACUGUCCCAGCUUGCUGCGGAGAUAAUUGGCGACGAUAGUCGUUCGUCUCGAUCCAGCUCAGGGACGCCAUUCCGAUCAAUCAAGAAUGCAGCCAAGAAACAUGACCCAAUACAGGCGAUUCUGUCUUCGGUUGGCGUCUCGUACACUCACGAGAAUAGCGAGGUUGUCGGCUCUUCGAAGGUCGAAGCGCUGUUGUCGAAACGUGCUGAGGAAGCCGCAGCCAGCAAAGAGCGUUGGGGCACACAGGAGCAAAAAGCAAAGGUUUUCGAGGACGAGCCGUCACAGCAACUGGUACACAGCGAUGAAGACGACGAUCUGUAUGAGAAUGUUUAUGACAAUACCUUCCAUGAACGGCAGCGGGAGAAGAGAACCGACACACCUGAUGGCGGAGUCAAAUACAAAUAUCGGCCGCCUCAGGCUGUCAGGAAGAGGCAAUUCUGCAGUAUGGCAAAGUGGGCAGGGUAUGGCGACGACGUUGUCACUUUUGCAUUGGUAGUCGAGAACUGGACGCAGGCCGAAAGAAGGGAGUGUCUUGAUCGGUUUUACCAGUAUCGAAGGGAUGUGCUCCGUGGACGUGUCAGGAACAAGGAUCAUGAAACGCAGGAAGGGUAUCCGAAGAGUGUGGCAGAGCAAGUAAAUGAAGUGGAAGAUACUCACGUCAAGAUGGAGAAGAGAAUCUCUAUGAACCUGGAGACCAAGGUGCAGCUUGAGGUCGAAACGGAAAGCGAAGAUGAUGAGCUUUGA